AUGUAUCCUUCUAUUACAAAAGUUAAUCCCAUUUCUAAUUUUAAAGUUUAUGUUAAUAAUAGUGAAUUCUUCUAUAGUAACCUACCUAAAAUUAGUGACUACGUUAACAUUAAAAAGGUCCCUCCGAAGUUUAAUAAGGAAUUAUCAUAUUAUGCUGCAAUAUGUGGAACUUACGUGGCUACUUAUCUAUGUGGAGUUUCUACCCAUCACACAAGUCCUCAUGACGACGUAAAUCCUAUUAUAACAUCUAUCAUGAAUUUUCAUAUUUACCUAUGGGUUAGAAGAUUUGUUAAAAAUCCUGAUUUACUUCAGCAGUAUUCUGGUAACCUAAGGGCAAUAUCUGGAAAUAUUCCUGUUAAGGGACACUGGGAUGUUGAUAAGUAUAGUGACACUAAAGCAUCUAUCGGAAUUGUUUACAGGAGGUUCAAGAACGAACAUAGGACUGUUAGAAAUGUUAGGCCCGCUAGGAAUGCUUCCGGAAGAGUAGUAGGACUUAGUUACGAUGAGUUGGUAGGUAUAACUUCCCUUGCUAGUGCUAGCGACUACAUGAGGUAUUAUGCUACCAAAAGUACAGGUCUCGUUGAUACUUCGCUCAUACAGGAAAGCUUGCAGUGUUAUGUCUACUGUGUCCUUGGAGCUCAAGCUAAUACUAGGUGGGCCAUAGUUGAUCGUGGAACUUCCUCCUUACUGACACAAAAAGGAUUCCGUCAGCUUGUAGAGGAUAUGGUUGUUCAAACUGAUUUGACUGUUGGUAUAUCUAAUAUGAGAAUUGCAAUCAGGGACACUAACGCCAUAGUUAAUACUGCGAUUAACCCUGACAUCAUACUAUUUCCAUCGAACCUG
Molecule: messenger RNA, 843 nt
Organism: Paramuricea clavata
Lineage: Eukaryota; Metazoa; Cnidaria; Anthozoa; Malacalcyonacea; Plexauridae
Source: the annotation of a GenBank genome assembly